Trypanosoma brucei brucei TREU927 is the source of this 978-nucleotide messenger RNA. RefSeq lists its product as hypothetical. Bases 1 to 978 code for a protein of 325 amino acids. Lineage: Eukaryota; Euglenozoa; Kinetoplastea; Trypanosomatida; Trypanosomatidae. The transcript has a single exon. The record is from RefSeq and is a predicted model, not a curated record.
AUGCUAGACAAAGUUGUAGGCGAUCAGGAGGGUCUCCAAAAGCGGAGCUACACAUACAAAUCGGGGGCUGUUUAUGAGGGAACCUUUCAAGGCACGAAGCGACACGGACGAGGGCACUGGAAGCACCCAAGCGGUGAGGUGUAUGAGGGUGAGUACGUGGACAACAGGCAGGAAGGGCUCGGUGUAUAUUACUUUAGCGAGUCUGGUAAGCGCUACGUCGGUAACUGGAUGUCGGGGAAGAUGAAUGGCGAAGGAGUCUACUUCUUCUCCAGCAGCUAUACCCCUUGCUUCGUGGGCUUUUAUACUGAUGACAAAAAGUGUGGCAAGGGGUUCUAUUGCCAUGAGAAUGGUGUGGUGAUGGUGCAAGAAUACGUUGAUGGCGUGCUCCACAGCGAAUCUGAAGCAACGCCGGUUCAGCGUGUAGAGUGCAUGAUGAGUAUAGAUAAUCUACUAGAAGCGGCUCGCGCUGUCGCCCCCAAGACAUUGGGUGAGGCCCCGGCCGCAUUGUGUGAACGUACCUUUAAGUUACCAUCCGGCGCAACGUACUGUGGCCAAUACAGCGGUUCGAAGAAGCAGGGUGUGGGAUACUGGGAGCACCCCGAGGGUGACUGGUACGAGGGUCAGUUUGAACAGAACAAACACCACGGCUGGGGCGUGUACGUUGUGGGCCGAAGCGGCAAGAAGUAUGUGGGACAUUGGCGAGACGGAAAGAUGGACGGUGUUGGGGUGUACUUCUUCAAUCCCCAAGAAACAGAGUACUUUAUUGGCUCAUACCGACAGGAUGUAAAGCACGGACGUGGGUUGUACCACUUUGCGGAGAGCGGUAGCAAUAAAAUUCAGUUGUGGGCAAAUGGAGAAAUCGUGGAGGAGCUGGUGGAGGACGAUGGUGCUGUACAGAAGUAUCACGAAGCGAUGAAGCGUGUAAUAGAGAUCACAAGAGCUGUUGCCCCCAAAUACUUUCCUCUUACUGUCCGGUGA